UAGUUUCACAGAGCAGAAGUGGGGGACGGGAGCACCGGACUGAUGCAGUAGUUGUAGUGAAGAAAUCGUAGCAGAAUGGCGGAGAGGUGGCUACCUUUUUCGAUCAUAUUUCUAGGAGUUCUCUCCUUGUAUUGUGCUGCGUCGGCUGAUAACAGCGGCAUUAAGAAGAUGAAGAUGCAAUUUGCAACAGGGCCACUUCUUAAAUUCCAAAUCUGCAUCUCCUGAGGGUACAAGAGGGUGUUUGAGGAGUACAUGCAGGUCUUGUACCAGCGGUACCCAGACAUCCGCAUUGAGGGAGAGAACUACCUUCCUCAACCCCUCUACCGACAUGUUGCUUCCUUCCUGUCCAUGUUCAAGCUGGCACUGAUUGGACUGAUCAUCAUCGGCAAGGACCCUUUUGCCUUCUGCGGUAUGCAAGCCCCAGGCAUCUGGGUCUGGGGACAGGAGAAUAAGAUUUAUGCCUGCAUGAUGGUGUUCUUCUUCAGCAACAUGAUUGAAAACCAGUGUAUGUCAACAGGAGCGUUUGAAAUCACGUUAAACGAUGUGCCAGUGUGGUCCAAGCUGGAGUCAGGUCACCUGCCCUCCAUGCAGCAGCUGGUCCAGAUCCUGGAGAACGAGAUGAAGAUGAAUGUACCCAUGGACACACUCCCCCACCACCGCUCCUAACCCUGUCUCAUCCCCCCGGAUGGAGCUAUAGACCCCUCCACGUUUGAGGUGGGUUUCUCAAUGGACUGUGAGGUGAUGUUAAUGAAGGUCUGCGCUGAAGGCAGGAAGACUGCUAGCUCAGACUGGAUGUCCCCAUUGCUCCUCACCACGCCCCUUAGACGCCCUGCCCCUGAUGUUGGCUUGGGAUCUAUGGCAACCGCAACAGCCAUUUUCUUGUACUAUUACUACUGCAGAUCAUUCAUCUUGUUGCAAUAAACAUUCAGUUUUGUCUCUUA
This is a messenger RNA of Oncorhynchus tshawytscha (Chinook salmon), 941 nucleotides long. It is a transcript of the gene selenot1a, whose product is annotated as selenoprotein T, 1a. Gene Ontology annotation, biological process: cell redox homeostasis. The transcript is spliced from 6 exons. Gene Ontology annotation, molecular function: thioredoxin-disulfide reductase (NADPH) activity. Lineage: Eukaryota; Metazoa; Chordata; Actinopteri; Salmoniformes; Salmonidae. Gene Ontology annotation, cellular component: endoplasmic reticulum membrane. The record is from RefSeq and is a predicted model, not a curated record.